UGUAAAAUGGAAGAUUUGUUGCCUUAAUCGAGUUUAUUGUAAAUAAUUCCUCCAUACAUGUUUUGGAAGAGUAUAGACAUUAUUGCAGAAAUGAUGUUAAACGGCAUUUGUUGCUUACUUAAGAGAUAGCACUAUAGAAAUGACUCCAAAACGGAAGACCACUAGCUCAGAAUCUACUUCAACAACCAGUUCUGGUUCUUCAUCUAGUAGUUCUUCAAGUUCAGGCAGUGAAUCUAGCUCAUCCGAUUCAGAAAAUUCCAGUAGCUCUGCUAAUAGUAAAAAAGUAUCUGACACAGAAAGGGCAAAAAAGAAGACACCAUUCCCUGCUAAUAGACAUGGCAAAUCUAAAGCUGACACAGUUGUUGCUCCAUCUGCAGAAAAUAAAAAUAAAGAAAGAAUACCACCGAAGAGUAGACCUGUGGUAUACUCUUCAGAAUCAGAGGAAUCACCAAGUAAAGUAAAACCUACAGCAAAGAGAAAGCCUCCAGCUAAACCUAAAGCAACUGCCACAGUAGCACCUGUUGUUAAACAACAAAGGCCACCUGUUAAAGCAUUAAUUGCUUCUGGCCAGCAGAAGAAUACACCAAAUUCUAAACCACUUGCUAACAAGCCAAACAAACCUUCUACCUCCACAAAUGCUAAUGGAAAAGGUCCUGACAAAUCUGCAAAAGCAACCUCAGAACCUGUGCAAAAGAAAUUAAAGAAGAAAAGUAUAUUCAGUCCUGAGAAUAGUAGUGAAAGUGACAGUGGUAUUCCAACCAAAACUAGCACAGUAAAACCUGCAAAUAAUUCUGUAAAAUACACAAAGAAUCAGCAGCCUAAAUCAAAACCAAAUGAAACAAAACAGAAAACUAUCACUCCAAAUAGGCCCAGUCUAUUAGCAAAAUCUGUACAAUCACAAAAGUCAGAUAGUUCUGCAAGCUCAAAGAGCUGCUCUGCAGGAUCAGGUUCCUCAGGCUCUACAGAUAGCAGCACCGACUCUGAAUCGUCGGAGAGUGUUGCAAGCCCACAGCCUCAGAUAAAAAGAAAAGAUACUCAACCAACUACAGCAAUAAGCGCUACUAUAAAUGCUCCUCCAAAGCGGCCUUCCGCGGCGGUUGCGCCUGUGAAACCGCAAAAAUGUACAAAACGACAGGGUGCAAUAAAAAGCGAGGAUGAAGGCGACGCGUCUGCGAGUGAAAAAGAAAUGGACGAACCUGGUGAAACGGGCACGGCGAAGGCAACGGCCAAAGGCAAACGAAAGUUACAGACACGAAAAGGAAGCAAAUUGCUUCAGCUUCAAGCAAAGGCAGCCAGUGACUCGGAAUCUGACACAGAUACAGUCUUUUUGCUUACGGCGGCAGUAUGGUUCUCAGGUACGGAAACGGUAGCGUGUAAACGUAUCCUGCAAAUUCCGCUGAUCCGGUGUGAUUUAUCGAGAGUAGCUGAAAGCAAGAGGAGUACCAGCAAAUCGCCUGUAAAACGUGCUGGGCCUAGUACCGCCGCGAGACAGUCGUCAGGAACCAACAGACUACCACAGAACAGCGGUACGUCGAACGUUACCAGCGGAAGAUCAGGACAAGGGAAUUAUGGUCGCACACGCGUCACCAAGGAAAGAGAAUGCCCAUUAGCACCAACUUGCGAUUCACGUGGUCAUCUUUCUGGAAAGCUCGAUUCGCAUUUUACAUUGGAAUCUUGCCCUUUGUAUCAUAACACGACGCAGCAAGCAUGCGUGGAAUUUUACAAAGAAAGAAAAAAACGCGAAGAAGAGAGGAAAAAAGCUGUAGCAUGCUUGGCGAAAAAGUCUCCAAAGGGUAUGCACCAAACAACGGAGCAAAGAAACUAUCAGCUGAAAGUAAGGGAAAUGAGAAACAAAUGGAAAGGAAACGCUGGCGAUGGAAACGAAAGCGACAGCAGUAGCGAGCUUCAAGGAAAUGAGAAAGACCGUCAGCCAAGAUUGACGAAUCUAACUCCGGAAUACGAUUUGAAAUUGUUCAUGGAGGCGCAGGCGAUCGCCAGUGAAAAAAUUGAGAAGGAAUUGAAAGAAUUGGAUUACGAUGGUGAAGGUAGAAACGGUGGCGGAACAAGAGUUAUCGAAAUGGGAAAAUGGGAAAUGGAAGUUUGGUACCAGAGUCCCUAUCCAGAAGAGUUCAGCCGCGCUCCGAAGCUUUAUUUAUGCGAGUAUUGCUUGCGGUAUGCGAAAAGCCGUCAAGUUUUAAGGAGGCAUCGAGAGAAAUGUUUAUGGAGACAUCCACCUGGACACGAAGUGUACAGGAAAGAUAAGAUAGGUGUAUGGGAAGUUGACGGAAAACGUUAUAAGCAAUAUUGUCAGAAUCUUUGCUUGCUGGCAAAGUUCUUCCUGGACCACAAGACGUUGUACUACGACGUCGAGCCUUUUCUUUUCUACGUGAUGACCAUUGGCGACGUCGAGGGUUGUCAUACAGUUGGAUAUUUCAGCAAGCACUUGCCUUUCGUAGAAGAAAAAAACUCUUUCCUGAAUUACAACGUGUCCUGCAUUCUAACGUUGCCGCCUUAUCAACGUCAGGGAUACGGCCGACUCUUGAUCGACUUUAGUUACUUAUUGACCAGGGUGGAGAAAAAGAUUGGCUCGCCCGAAAAGCCUCUGUCGGAUCUGGGCUUGAUCUCGUAUCGCAGCUACUGGAAGGACGUUUUGCUGCAGUACCUCUGCAACUUCGGGGGCAAGGAACUCUCCGUUAAAGAUAUCAGCAAAGAGAUGGCCAUCGACUCGUACGACAUCGUCAGCACCCUGCAGGCCCUUGGUAUGAUGAAAUACUGGAAGGGCAAGCAUAUCAUUCUGAAGAAACAGGACGUGAUCGACGACUACAAGGAGAGGGUGAAGAGACGAGGACCCGUCUACAAAGAGAUCGAUCCGGAGUGUCUGAAAUGGAACCCCUUCCAGCCUCCCAAGACGCCCUCCGCCUCGAACUAAGGUUUGCAGCCAGGAGCCUGGAAUGACGCCGCCAUCGACGGCCUUCCCCUUCUCACUCUCUCUCAUUCGUUCAUCGGUGUUGACUGAGGGCGGUGGUCGAUCUCUUUCUUCUUCUUCUUCUUCUUCUCCUUCUUCUUGCUCCUCCUAGUCGUUUCCCCCCUCGUCGCCCCUUUUUCCUUUCCUGCCAUACUCUCUCUACCUCACGAUUCUCUUUCCUUCUUUCUCUCCAUCGUUCCGUCGCGACACGUUCCGCGCGAGUGUCCUGACAAAGGCAUAAGUACGAGGCGCGGAUUUCAUGGCUCGCGAACGCGCUGAUAAAACCGGUGAAAAUCCUUCGUUGAAUUUCGUGCCCUUCGAACACC
Habropoda laboriosa is the source of this 3291-nucleotide messenger RNA. It is a transcript of the gene chm, whose product is annotated as histone acetyltransferase KAT7. Gene Ontology annotation, molecular function: zinc ion binding; histone acetyltransferase activity. Gene Ontology annotation, biological process: regulation of DNA-templated transcription. Bases 140 to 2929 code for a protein of 929 amino acids. NCBI's taxonomy places the organism in Eukaryota, Metazoa, Arthropoda, Insecta, Hymenoptera, Apidae. The record is from RefSeq and is a predicted model, not a curated record. Gene Ontology annotation, cellular component: nucleus. The transcript has 15 exons.